AUGCUGUGUCGCCAAGCCGGAAUCGGUAUGUCGGCGUCUGUCUUCCGAAUGUCAAACCUGACUUUGCAACUGACCGACGCGGUGCUCCGUAUGAACAUUGUCGGCGGCACAGGAGAUUUGUUCGUCUAUAUCGCUAUUCUUCCUUUGUUAUUGCUAAAUUUUCCUCAUCCAAGCUUCCGAAAAGGAAGGCUCAUACCUGCUCGUGUUACCCGGGAUCAGGUCUCUCGGCCAAAAUACUGUUCGGCGGGUGUCUUUCUGAUGCGGCCUCGAGAACAGAUUCAAUUUUCGACCGUUCGGAGGUGGCUCAUCUUCAUCGUUACAAUGUGUACCAUCUCCUCUAUUGUGAAUCCAGGUUCGUUUAGGCAAAGUAAGCUGAGGAUCCAAAGCCCAAAGCUUACUCUAGCGAUGACUCAUUUGGAUUGGCCACGACUUGUCAGGCCAGUUGAACGGAUUAGCCUAGUACAACCUAGGAUGGUUGAAUUGUCCAUCAUGUUUUUGCUAGUGGUAAAGGCCGUAUCGGAAGAUCUCGCGGUUCCUGAGAGGAAGGUCGGUUUUGCAAGCAACUGUAACCACGUACAGCAACCUUCACUUCUCAUCCCUCAUAGCAUCGAACGGUCCCGUACUAACAUCUCAUAUCCCUAUCGACACAUUUCGAUAGAGCUGUCCAAACCUCACCGUUUUCCUAGCCUUCAGACUGAUAAGGCGAAAUUGCGAAUGAGAGGUGGUGAUUUGGAGUACUAA
Lindgomyces ingoldianus is the source of this 741-nucleotide messenger RNA. RefSeq lists its product as uncharacterized. The record is from RefSeq and is a predicted model, not a curated record. The transcript has 7 exons. Lineage: Eukaryota; Fungi; Ascomycota; Dothideomycetes; Pleosporales; Lindgomycetaceae. Bases 1 to 741 code for a protein of 246 amino acids.